Molecule: messenger RNA, 975 nt
Organism: Physella acuta
Lineage: Eukaryota; Metazoa; Mollusca; Gastropoda; Physidae
Source: RefSeq, a predicted model, not a curated record
GACGCCCAUUGAUUGAAGGCUGAUCAAACUGAAAACAUGUUUGCUUCUAUAAAAAAACACUUGUCGUGGGUCGACUGGACCCCCUCGGACAUGGAGGCCGACUGUGGCGUGGUCUAUCACCUGCGGGACUUGAACGCCGACCUCGUCAACGAGUGGGAGGUCAUGUUUGAACCCUAUGCUGCCACGGUCAAGCCGUCGGUAGGUGACGUGUUUCUAGACGCCCCCGCAGCAGAUGCCAUUGUGUGCCCAGCCAACAGCUUUGGUUUCAUGGGAAAUGGCAGCGUUGAUGCAGCACUCCUCUCACAUUUUGGGGAAUCCUUGCAGGAGCAGGUGCUUGAAGAAAUACAAGAGAAACACCACGGAGAAUUGCUUGUUGGCCAGGCUAUGAUCGUGUCUGACAUCCACUGUGUCCAACCCGACAGAGAGCGGUACAACCAGGGCGCGCCCAUCCAGCACGUCAUUAUGGCGCCCACCAUGCGGGUCCCCGUUGACGUUUCCUACACACCCAACGCCUACCUGGCCUUCCGUGCGGCUAUAUUGGCGAUAAGAAACCACAACGAAAAUAGCGCCGAUCAAAUAGAGUCUGUGAUAGUUCCUGGGCUAGCCACAUGGGGAGGUCUCAUGCCAACAAGACGAUGUGCUUACCAAAUGCUGCAAGCUUAUGAGAGCUUUGUGUUGGGUAAAUCCAAAUUCCGUUCUAGUCCCCACAACAAAUCUGAGAUGAUCGAUGACCACUUUCACAUGUGCCAGGUCUCCAGGCCCGGAAUAUUUCAGCCCUAGAGUACAAGAGGACGCAUUGACGUGCUUCUAGUGAGACCUGAAAUACCUUAAUGAUGUAGGCUACCCGAAGCUAGGAAGAAAACAAAUACCGACACGUUUUCCCCCCUAUCAAUUUUAUUGGAGGAAGGAGCAAUUUUUAAGGAUAUUUUAGUCUGAUUACAAGAACACAUGUAAAAAUAUGUUUAAAUAAAAAAA